GCGAGAAAGAGGAUGUUAAUGAGUGUGGUUAAUUUGCAUGAGGCUGUGUGAGAGGUGUGCAAGGCUUUUGGCGUUUCUGCCGGACUGUGUGACAUUGUGUUGCGUAAACAAAGGAACGGACAAUGUUGGAGUGCGGCAUGCUGGAGCGGGACAAAAAGGCUCUCCAGAGAAACUCGGCUGUUCUGUGCAAACAGCUGGUCGUGGAUGAGCUGUUCAUCCAGUUACUGCAAGCUGAUGGCAUCCUUACCGAGAACAUGGCAGAAACCAUUAUGGUGUGCAGGGCAAACGUUUCAGAAACGUAGCUGGGGUUUGUUACUUCUCCUCCCAAAACGAGGACCUGAAGCCUUCCAGAGCUUCUGCUCGGCUCUGAAGGAGACUGAGCAGCAGCACCUCUAUGACUUGAUAGUACAAUCCCCUGACAGGAGCAGCAGAGAGAUACACGUGGAUUGUAUUCAGGCUGAGAAAGUGCCAGAAGAAAAGUCACGACGACCAGAGAAGACACAAAAUCACGGAGAGUCAUCUUUAUUAGACAAAGAGGAAAGCAGUGAGGUGAGCAGCACCUCGUCACUCUCAGCCAGGCCCUCUGAUAGAUGCGGAGCAUCCUCAGAGUCGUCCAGAGAGAUCAGCCCAGUCAGAGAGGAAAACAGGGACAAAGGAAGGAAAAAGAGGACUUCUCUCCCAUUUCCAACUCAGGAGGAAUAUGCUGCAAAGAGAGCGAGGACACACACAGAGUCCAUGGAGUUCAGCCUCGACGCCGACAGUCCCAUCAACACUCCUGUUCUCCCGUGCACACCUGACUUUUAUCUGUCUCACUGCAAGCAGUCCUACAGAAUGAACUCCUCACCCCGAGGCUUUGCCUUGGUCAUCAGUAACGUGAGCUUUGACUCCUGCUCUGCUCCUGGUCUUGACCCAAGAAAAGGAGGUGAAGUGGACGAUGAAGUCCUCAGAAAGGUUUUCACAGAGCUGGACUACCACGUCAGUGUCCACAGAGACCUCACUGCUCAGGGCAUGAGGACAUGCAUCGAGAACUUCUGCAGGCGGUCCGAACACCAAACAGUGGACAGCUGUGUGGUGUGUUUGCUCUCCCACGGAGUGGAAGGAGCAAUUUAUGGCAUAGAUGGACAACUUGUCCAGCUCGAUUGGGUGUUUGAGGCCUUUGACAAUGCACACUGUCCUCUGCUUCAAAACAAGCCAAAGAUGUUUUUCAUUCAGGCCUGCAGAGGAGACGAGAUGGACUGUGGGGUUGAGCAGCUGGACGGGCCAGGGAGGACGUCUUCACCGAGCUGUGAGCAGCGGGACGCAGGGAGGGAGGCAGAGGGGGACGCAGACCCCAGACAGAGGCGAGACUUGGGGAGGCCCAGGAUCAAACUACCUCAGCGCUCAGACAUGAUCUGUGGCUUUGCGUCUCUCAAAGGUCAGAGAAUUUGCACAGCAGCAAUGCGAAACACCAAGCGAGGGUCCUGGUUUAUCCAGGAACUGAACACAGAACUCCGCCUUCAUGCCAGAGACAGACAUCUUUCAGACAUGCUGGUGCAGGUAAAUGCACGUAUCAAGGAGAGGGAAGGUUACGCCCCAGGCACCGCCCACCAUCGCUGCAAAGAGAUGUCCGAGUUCACCAGCUCACUCUGCAAAGACCUCUAUCUUUUCCCCAAGUACCAGCCCCAGUAUUGAUAUGCAGAAACACACUUUAAACAAGCACACACAGAUCAUUCCUUGAGUUGAAACCUUUCAGUAAAAGCUCAACAGAACUGCCGGUUAUCACCUCACAUUCCCCCAGUUAAAGCUUCACAUCCACUUCUGCUCAAACCAAAACACACAUCCACACCUUCCUUAUAAACCCUGAAAUAAGAAGCAAAAUAUUUGUGUUUUUGCCGGUUGGAUGGUUUAAUUGUAAAUCAUUUUUCAGUCAAGUUGCACAGCAUCUCCGAAGUUCCUCAAGUCUCUUUAUGAAAUCUGUAUUUUGUACACAGAUAUAUUUUUGUGGCUUUGUUUUUUUAUGAAAUCGCUUUUAUAUGACUUUUUAAACCCGUGCUUUUUAUUUUCUUAUGUUUGUUAUAAGUUGUGAAGACAACUUGUUCUUAGUGUAGUGACAGGCAGAGGGCAGCACCACAGAGAUCAUUUCAUCCCCCAUUACAGAUCAAUAAUAUUCUCACCCUGUGGUUUUGCAGGCAAAUAUAAAUCAAAAGAGGUUUAAAAAGGAACAGGUUAAAGAUGUUAUGUCUUUAUCCACUCACAGUCUUUCAGUCAUUUAUUCUUUUUGUUUAGAUUUAAAUGCUGAGUUGGAACAAUGCAGCUUUAUAAAUGUUUGUCAAUAUUUUAUUCACUUAUAAUCUUUAAACUUCUCCUGUCUACUACAUGGUAAUGGGCUGGAUUUUGGUGCUACGCUCUUAUUUAUUCAUCUAAUUUCUGACCUUUAUUUUUAUAGUAUCUUGCAAAGUUAUUCAUGCCCUUAAAUGUUUCCACAUUUUCUCACAUUGCAACCAUGGAUGUCAGUGUAUUUUAUUGGGAUUUUAAAUGAAAAAACAACACAAAGUAGGACAAAAUUGGAAAGUGGAAAGAAAAUGUUUUACAAAUAAACGCAUGAGAGCGUUGGUAAAUUGUCACAGACACUUAAUUCGAUUCAGGUAUGAGCUGUGUCAUCUAAAUAUACUUUAAUCUAAAUUGUUUUGAUGUAGCUCUGGCGUUAUGUUACGCCAGAGCUACUGUGUCUUGUUUUUUUUGUUUCUUUUCUGCUCUGUGUUUGGCUUCAGCUUCUCUGUACCUGCAGAGUAGCAACAUUCCCACAGCAUGAUACUACCACCACCAUAUUCCACCUUAUUGAUGAAGUCUACACUUAGGCAAACCUAUUUUUGUAUUCCUUAUUGUUUUAUAAGCUAACCCUGCUUCAAACGUCUCCAGUGGCCUGCCUGAUGUGUUUCUUUGUAAUUUUGGAAAUUAUGCCUCCCACUUUGCAAUCAAGCAUAGCUUUGCACAAAACUCAGAAGAAAUAAACUGAUGUUUGCAGUGACAAUGUGACAAAAUGUAAAAAGAUUCAAGGGUUUUAGAGGUAUUGAUACUUUUGGAAAGCACUAUAGUGUUUAUUUUGUGAAAUUACUAUGACUGAUACAGUCAGGAUAAACAAUGUCUUCCAUAAACAUGAAGCAGUUUCCUUGCAGCAGCCAUGUGAGGAUUUUCUGUUUGAUGAACUCAUGACUAUGGUAGAAAUUUUAUGGUAGUUGCCCUCCACACACAGAUUAAUAUCUCCAAAGCCUGAGUGACAAUUAAAAGCCCCCAGAGAGGCCUCGAUGAGGUGAAGUAUGUUCAGUUGCGUCAGUGUUGUUUUGUGGGAAAAGUAUUUAUCUGAAACGGUUUUGGUUUGUAACUAUCUGGUCACGACCGUGCUCCGCCGUGGAGCAGAGACAUUCCUUUUUAUACUGAUAUAGUGGAGAUAUAACAUAAAGAGAGAAGCUGGUGUGAAAAGUUUAGUGAAGAGUUUUGAAGGUCAGAUUUUAUUGUACCUCACUGUGUUAAAGGGGGGCUGAGGAGAUGUCUUCACGACCAAUGACUGCCAAAAAAUAAAAAUAAAACUUUGAUUUUAAAA
Poeciliopsis prolifica (blackstripe livebearer) is the source of this 3580-nucleotide messenger RNA. RefSeq names its product caspase 2, apoptosis-related cysteine peptidase (gene casp2). Gene Ontology annotation, biological process: regulation of apoptotic process; proteolysis. The record is from RefSeq and is a predicted model, not a curated record. Lineage: Eukaryota; Metazoa; Chordata; Actinopteri; Cyprinodontiformes; Poeciliidae. Gene Ontology annotation, molecular function: cysteine-type endopeptidase activity. The transcript is spliced from 13 exons. Bases 205 to 1671 code for a protein of 488 amino acids.